Manduca sexta (tobacco hornworm) is the source of this 3150-nucleotide messenger RNA. Its product is annotated as protein scarlet. Lineage: Eukaryota; Metazoa; Arthropoda; Insecta; Lepidoptera; Sphingidae. The record is from RefSeq and is a predicted model, not a curated record. Gene Ontology annotation, molecular function: ABC-type transporter activity; ATP binding; ATP hydrolysis activity. Gene Ontology annotation, cellular component: plasma membrane. The transcript is spliced from 11 exons. The coding region runs from base 1 to 1935 and encodes 644 amino acids.
AUGAAAGACUACGAUUUGAAACUACCCACAAGGAAUGUGCUCACGGGCGCCAUUGUGAACUGGGAUGAUGAUGAGAUGGGCACAAUGGGAGACGCGCCGGAGAACCUCACCCUCGCGUGGAAGGACCUCUCCGUGUACAGGAAGAAGAAGACACAGACCAGCAUCUGGAGGUCAGCUACGUAUGAAGAGGUCAAAGUGUUGCAUGGAGUAAGCGGCAUCGUGUCUUCCGGGAACCUCGUGGCGCUUAUGGGCUCAAGUGGGGCCGGUAAAACAACGCUACUGGCAGCGAUCAGCCGCCGAGACAAGAGUGCCAUGACAGGCUACCUCAUGCUGAACGGGAGGCUGGCGGGGGCUGACCUCAUCGCUCGCAUCUCAGGGUUCGUGCCGCAGGAGGAUCUGGCGAUCGAGGACUUGACUGUCGCUGAGCAUAUGAGUUUUAUGGCCCGACUAAUGAUGGACAAGCGAUCAAGUAAAAUAGUCAGGACUAAGAGAAUACAGCAGCUACUGGGAGAGCUUGGCGUCAUGAACUGCACGAAAACGAAACUAAAGGCACUGUCAGGAGGCGAGAGGAAGCGAGUGGCGUUGGCUGUCCAGCUCCUCAACGACCCUCCCAUCCUAUUCUGUGAUGAGCCCACCACGGGCUUAGACAGUUGGGCAGCGAGUGCCGUGGUGUCUCGUCUGCGAAGACUGGCCAUUGGCGGGAAGCUGGUCAUCUGCUCGGUCCACCAGCCGGCCUCGGGAGUCUUCGAGCAGUUUCACCAGAUAGUGUUCCUGGCUAAUGGACGGACGGCCUUCCAUGGAACGAUUGAACAGGCUGACCAGUUCUUUGCUUCGUUGAACUACAAGUGUCCAGUAGGGUUCAACGCGGCGGAAUAUUACGUUUCUUUACUGGGCAUCAAGGUGGGAAAGGAGAUGGAGAGUAGAGACAGGAUCAGACGCAUCUGUGACGAGUACCAACGCUCAGAGAUCGCGUCCGACAUCGACAGCAGAGUCGGAGAGGUUCAGGACGAGACGGAGUACUUUAACGGCACCUUGGAUCAUAAGAAUGAAUACUUCGAGAAAUAUUUAACUCUAGUCAAAGUGAAUUAUUUCGUACAGUUCUACUGGUUAUUUUGGAGAAACAUUCAACAAAUGAAGCACAGCAGCUCUAUAUUAAUAGCAGAAUUCUUAUUAUUUAUGUUCGUGGGACUCAUAAUCUCUAUACCAUACAUCGGCCGUUUCCAAGAGCUGGACCAGCGCGACAUCCAAAACGUGGAGGGUUUGCUGUACCUCACCAUCACGGAGACCAUUUUCCUGUUCAUCUACGCGGUGUUCAUCACGUUUCCAAACGAAGUGCCCAUACUCCUGCGAGAGACUGCAAGUGGACUGUAUGCUCCGCUACCUUACUAUCUCUCGAAGAUGAUAUUUUGGAUACCUCGGGCAAUAAUAGAGCCAGUUUUGUUCGCGUCACUCAUAUUCUUGUCUGUCGGCCUUCGGGGCGGAUUCGUCGGAUGGCUCGGUUUUAGCUUCGUGUGCGUAUUGUGCGCGAACUAUGCUAAUGCUUACGGAUCAUUCCUAUCAGCCGUGUUCGACAGAAUGGAAACAGCAGCGUUAGUAGCGGUACCAUUCGACCUGAUCGGCACCAUGUUCUCAGGUCUUUACCUAAACUUGGCCAGCGUCUCGCCAUAUUUCUCUUGGCUGCGUUUCGUGUCAGGAUUUUACUACGGCGUCGAAUCGAUAUCGAUUCUCCAGUGGGACUCGAUCGAGUCUAUCGACUGCGUGGCGAUUAAGGGCAUGCCCUGCAUCCGUACGGGACCCGAUGUCCUCAAACGUUACGGGUUUGCUGAAGAACACUUCUGGAGGAACUGCAGUUGCCUUGCUAUCAUGUAUUUUGUCGCCCACAUCGUCGCUUUUAUCAUGGUUGUGAAGAGAAGUAGAGGCGCUCCUGUGUACUAAAGGUUGCUUGGGGAGUUAGUUGCUUCAGAAUUAAACUUUAGUUUCUUGAAGAUGGUAGACAAGGAAGUAAGUUACCUUAUGGUCCCAUAAAUACCUCAAUGCUAGAAGAAUUCUCCUACAAGUGUUAUGAAAACGCAAUCAGAACCUUUGAUUCUAUUCGACCUUAAAGCCUAGCUUUUCAUACUUCUAGUUACAUUCCUUUUUAGCAAAGUAACAAAUUUAUUUUAAGUUCCAUAGUUAAGACAGGGUAAAUGAUUAAUCACGUAUACGUAAUGUAAGUUAAAUGUUUGUGUGCCUCGCAUUGCGUUAAAUAAUACUCAUAUUUCUGAGAUAAUGUAUUUUUCUAUGUGUUUUAGGUAAAAAUAAAAUGUUUAAUGUGAGCUAUUUGUGUCGUUUUCAUCAUCAACAAAUAAAAAAUAAAUAAUUGGCAAAAUUUAUGUAAUUUAAGAGUAGUAAAUAAAAAUAAAAUGUCUACUUAGUACUUACCUACGGGAAAUCCUUGUCCCUAAUCCUAUCCUUUUUUUACAGUUGUCUUAAAAGGAAAUUUAAAUUGUGUGAAAUUAUAAUCAUUUUAAUUAUAGCUAUUACAAAAAAAAAUCGGUAUGAUUAAAAAUAGAUUAAAACCUUUUUUCAGGUCAAGUUUUUGAAUACAUACAAUUUUAAGAUUAAUAGUUGGUCUUACUACUCCAAGUGUAAACAAACUUUUACAGAGUGUUACGUAUAGAAAAGAUUUUUACUUCAAUAAAUGAUUUCUGAAAGCGUGAUAAAUCACAAUUUCCUUAUUUUAAUUUUCGCGUUGUGGUAUUAUUUGAAAAUAAAUGAAGUAUUCUAUGUUAUCUAAUUUCGAAAGAAGAUUUUUUUCUGUUUGUAAUAAUAUAAACUACCUGUAGUAUCUUGUACAUACACUAAUAGGUUUUAGUUCAAGUAUUACAUUAACAACCUUAUUCCUUUAGAAUUAAGGCCAAGUGCAGAUUUCUAAAGGUGCGAUAAAUCAAAAUUCAUUUCUUUUAAAUAAUAGCAUUAUUUGAAAUUUAAUCAAGUAUACUAUCUUACCUAAUUUGAAAGAGGAUUUCUUUUUUGUUUGUAAUAAAAUUAACGAACUGGAGUAUCUUGUACAUACACUAAUACAUUUUAAUAAGUACCUAUGACAUUAACAUACUUUAGAAUUAAAGCCAAGUGCAAACCAUUUCAACAAAUAAAAUGUACCAAACUUUA